Molecule: messenger RNA, 660 nt
Organism: Ogataea philodendri
Lineage: Eukaryota; Fungi; Ascomycota; Pichiomycetes; Pichiales; Pichiaceae
Exons: 1
Coding region: 1-660 (219 amino acids)
Source: RefSeq, a predicted model, not a curated record
AUGGUGGCUGGAGAGAUUGUGGUGAUUUCGCUGGACCAAUUGACUAGUACUGUUGAGGACGUGUUGAUCCGUGUGAUCAACCGGGGAUACAACAAGCCGCGGUUCCGGUACGGUGUGAUCGACACGCCGCGGAUCAAGAACUCGGUUCUGCGAGAUCUGAGCAUCUUGGAGGUGGAAAACUCGUACUUGGCACUGUUUCUGGCUCCCAAGACGGAGCUGACUGUGGUCGAGGAUCAGGACGCUCAAAGUCUGACGCGAAUGUUUGUGAACGAAUGGGACUCGCUGGAGUUUGACGGGACGUACUCGGACCAACUGGACAGUGAUGGUCUUGAGGCACGAAUAGUUGGCACUGUUGGGGUGAAAAAGACAGGAUCCGAGUACGAGUUGACUGCACUCACAUCGUUUUAUCCGAAGCUGUCCACUACCCUGCUUGAUUUCAUGCACGGGUUCUGCAAACGGCUGGGAGCCCCGAAAACCGUGGUGGACGUUAUCUACGAGCACGAGCUGGUGGACUUCUACGAGAAACACGGCUACUGCACCACGAAACGCACGCGGUGCGAGAUCGACCCGCAGACGGGCUAUGUGAAAGGCACAAGGCUCGAGGAUGGUAUCCGUGCGACGCGCAACUUUGUUUUGGUGGAGAUGGAGAGACAGCUAUAA